UCCAGUCCCAUGUCAGCACCUUGACUCCAGAGUGUCACCCCUGGCAGCUCUCAGAGCAGGAGCUGAAGGAUGCUGGGCGGGAGGAGAACUGCCUGAGCCUGCAGCAUGCCAGCGUGUGCCCCCGGGCACUGCAGCACGGCCAGGUGCAGUCAGACUAUGAGCACCUCCGAGAAGCCCUGCUCAGCGUGACCCAAGGACGAGAUUUGGCUCUGAGGGGAAAACACCAGCUCCAAGCCAAGCUGGAGAACUUAGAGCAGGUCCUAAAGCACAUGCGAGAGGCUGCGGAGCGGCGGCAACAGCUGGAGCUGGAGCAUGAGCAGGCGCUGGCUGUCCUCAACGCCAAACAGCAGGAGAUCGAGCUGCUGCAGAAGGCUCAGGUUGAAGCUAAGAAGGAACAUGAAGGAGCAGUUCAGUUGCUAGAGGCCAAGGUGCGGGAGCUGGAGCAGAAAUGCCGGACGCAGAGCGAGCAGUUUAAGCUGCUGUCGCGGGAGCUGGAGCGGUUCCGGCAGCAGGCGGGCACCAUCGAGCUCCUGGGCACCUCCUCCUCCUCCUCCUCCUCCUCGCUGGCCCCCCCGGGGCACCCCGGGAAAUCCCUGGCCCAGCUGAUGAACGGCAUCGCCACCUCCAUAGGCAAAGGCCAUGACAGCCCCUCUGGAAGUCGCUGUGUGAUCUCAGAGUUCAUCAGGCCCCUCCAGAUCUCCGCAGACAAACCAGAGCAGCUCUCUGUCAAACCCACCUUCCUGCCCAAGGCAAGAUCUGGCACCCCAAGAUGCAGAUUUGAUUCAGACAUGGAUAAUGAUCAGAACUCCAAUACCUCAAAGCAGAGAUAUUCUGGGAAAGUCCAUCUUUGCAUUGCCCGUUACAGCUACAACCCCUUCGAUGGACCCAACGAGAACCCAGAGGCGGAGCUCCCUCUCACGGCAGGAAAGUACCUCUAUGUGUACGGGGACAUGGACGAGGAUGGCUUCUACGAAGGAGAGCUGCUGGAUGGACAGAGAGGACUGGUCCCUUCGAACUUUGUGGAUUUUGUUCAGGACAACGAGGCGCGGCUGUCGAGCGUUGAGGACCAGAACCUGCUGAACCGCGCGGGGGCCGCCCUGGAGGGAGAGCUGGAGCUCAGCCCCCCGAGCCAGCUGGACUCCAGCAGCGUGCUCAGCAACGGCGCGGGCACGCUGGACGUCAACAUCGACGAGAUCGGAGAAGACAUUGUGCCUUACCCCAGGAAAAUCACCCUCAUCAAGCAGCUCGCCAAAAGUGUCAUUGUGGGCUGGGAGCCGCCCCUGGUGCCGCCCGGCUGGGGAACCGUCAGCAGCUACAACGUGCUGGUGGACAAGGAGGUCAGGAUGAACAUCGCCCUGGGCAGCAGGACCAAAGCCCUGAUAGAGAAGCUCAACACCUCCACCUGCACCUACAGGAUAUCCAUCCAGAGCAUCACCAGCAAGGGCAGCUCCGACGAGCUGCAGUGCACCUUGCUGGUGGGCAAGGACGUCAUCGUGGCCCCCUCCAACCUCCGCGUGGACAACAUCACCCAGAUCUCUGCCGAGCUCUCCUGGCUCCCCACAAACAGCAACUACAGCCACGUCAUCUUCCUGAACGAGGAGGAGUUUGACAUUGUCAAGGCUGCUAGCUACAAGUACCAUUUUUUUAAUUUGAAGCCCAAUAUGGCCUACAAGGUGAAGGUCAUGGCAAAGCCCCACCAGAUGCCCUGGCAGCUUCCCUUGGAGCAACGAGAGAAGAAGGAAGCCUUUGUGGAAUUUUCUACAUUGCCAGCAGGUCCUCCAGCCCCCCCCCAGGAGGUGUCUGUGCGGGCAGGCAGCGCGCCAGGGACCCUCCAGGUGUGCUGGAAGCCCCCGGCUCUGUCGGCCACGGGCACGUCCCACGGCGCCAGCGUCACUGGUUACGGGGUCUAUGCCAAAGGGCAGCGGGUGGCCGAGGUGGCACUGCCAGCCGCGGAGGGCGCGGCGCUGGAGCUGCCCCGGCUGCGCGCCCUGGACGCCCGCGAGCUCACCGUGCGGACGCUCUCCGCGCAGGGCGAGUCCCUGGACUCCGCUCCCGCUGCCAUCCCCCCCGACCUCCUGGUGCCUCCAGCCCCCCAGCCCAGGACUGCUCCCAAAUCUAAGCCAUUAGCAAGUGCCGGAGCCCCAGAAACCAAAGAAGAACAUUUCGGCCCGCAUUUCCAACGGGAUGAGUCCUGGGAGCAGACUCGCUCGCUGUCCCCCGGGCACGGACACAUGCUGGAGCCACCCACCUUCCACGGCCACCUCCAGGGCAGGAGGUCUCCGUCCCCCAACAGAAUCCUGCCCCAGCCCCAAGGCACUCCGGUCCCCAACACCGUCGCAAAAGCCAUGGCAAGAGAAGCUGCACAGAGGGUGGCAGAGAGCCACAGGAUGGAGAGGAGGAGCGUUUUCAGCGAGAGGAGCAGCGCAGCCCCGUACUCGGACGAGGAGGAGGAGGAUGGCUACGACUCCCCCAGGGUGAAGCGCAGGGGAGCCUCGGUGGAUGAUUUCCUGAAGGAGUCCGAGCUCGGGAAGCAGGCUCACUACUGCCUGGGGGACGAGUACCACACCGAGAGCAGCCGGGGCUCGGACCUGUCCGACAUCCUGGAGGAGGAUGAGGAGGAGCUCUACUCCGAGAUGCAGCUGGAGGAGGGCGGCCGGCGGCGCCUGAGCCUCGGCUCGCACGGCGCGCUCAAGGAGUACGAUAAGAAUAAGACCACUGAAGCCACUUUUGUGGAACAGCCUGGCUUUCCCCAGCAGACACGGCACAGUAAAAGGCUUUUCAGUAUCCCAGAAGUGGCUGAAGAGGACGGUGAAUACCCUGAAGUGCUGUACAAGCAGGGUUUAGGUAUGCCCUAUAGAAAGAACCCCAGAAUAGCUAGAGGCCCCAGAGCUCGCAGGCCCUGCUGCCAUCAAGAGCAGCAGCCCAGGGCCAGGGCAGUGCCGGGGCUGCAGGAGCUGGAGGAGAGAGGGGGCAAAGGCAGCCAGGGCCUGUCCCGCAGCCCCGACAGCGGGCUGGACUGCGGCAGCGAGGAGGAGGAGCCCCGGCACAGCGCCAGAGCCCCGUGGGGCAGCGAUGAAGAGCAGCCCUGGUUCGGUGCCAGAGCCCAGUGGGGCAGCGAUGAAGAGCAGCCCUGGUUCGGUGGCAGACACAGGAGUGGCAGUGAGGAAGAGGAGUCCCGGCACAGUUUUAGACACAGGAGUGGCAGCAAUGAAGAGCAGCCCUGGUUUGGUGGCAGACACAGGAGUGGCAGUGAGGAAGAGCAGUCCUGGUUUGGUGGCAGACCCCAAAGGAGCAGUGAUGAAGAGUGGUCCCAGCACAGUUUCAGAGCCCAGCGGGGCAGUGAGGAAGAGGAGCCCCGGCACUCUGUCAGAGCCCAGUGGGGCAGUGAGGAAGAGGAGCCCCGGCCCUCUGUCAGACCCCAGCGGGGCAGCGAUGAAGAGCGGUCCCGGCGCGGUGUCCGAGCCCAGCGGGGCAGUGAUGAAGGGCGGCCCCGGCUGGGUGUCAGACACAGGAGUGGCAGUGAGGAAGAGGAGCCCCGGCACUCUGUCAGACCCCAAAGGGGCAGUGAGGAAGAGGAGUUCCGGCCCAGUUUCAGACCCAGGGGUGGCAGUGAUGAAGAGCGGUCGGGGUUUGCUGUCAGAGCCCAGCGGGGCAGUGAGGAAGAGGAGCCCCGGCGCAGUUUCAGACCCAGGGGUGGCAGUGAUGAAGAGCGGUCCCAGCACAGUUUCAGACCCCAAAGGAGCAGUGAGGAAGAGGAGCCCCGUUGCAGUUUCAGACCCCAAAGGAGCAGUGAGGAAGAGGAGCCCCGUUGCAGUUUCAGACCCCAAAGGAGCAGUGAGGAAGAGGAGCCCCGUUGCAGUUUCAGACCCAGGGCUGGCAGUGAUGAAGAGCAGCCCGGGUUCGCUGCCGCAGCCCCCGCCGAGCCCUGGCCGUGCCGGAGGGGCCCCCGGCCGCUGCUGGCCCGCCGGAGGACGCUGACCCGGCAGAGCAGCAUCGAGGAGGAUGUCGGGGAGCCCGGGGAGCAGCAGCCCGGGGCUCGGCGGGGCCGCAGAGCCCAGCGGGGCUGGAGGAGCCCCCCCAGAGCAGCCGAGCCUGGGGCGGCUGCUGGCCUUGCUCAGCCAUCCCUCAGAGAUGCACAAGACUCUCUGCUUUUAGGUAACCCAGCCUCGGCAGGACGGCCUGACAGGGUGGAGCACGCAGGGCGAAGGUCCUCCCAUGGCAGUGCAGUGCCACAAAGGUCUCGGCCCCUGCUGGUCCCCUCCAUUGAUGGCUACGGUGGUCAUGACCGUCUUUCUCCAGACAUUUAUGAGGAGUCUGAAACAGAUCCUGGCACAGAAGACCUUUCUACUCGAAUAUUUGUUGCACUUUUUGACUACGACCCACUGACCAUGUCCCCCAACCCCGAUGCUGCAGAGGAGGAGCUGCCCUUUAAGGAGGGACAGAUCAUUAAGGUUUAUGGGGACAAGGAUGCUGAUGGGUUUUACCGUGGGGAAACCUGUGCACGAGUUGGCCUUAUCCCCUGUAACAUGGUCUCUGAGAUACAGGCAGAUGAUGAAGAGAUGAUGGAUCAGCUCCUUAAACAAGGUUUCCUUCCCUUGAACACUCCAAUUGAGAAAAUAGAGCGCGGGGGCCGGCGCGGGGGCCGGCAGCAGCCGCUGACCACCCGGAGGAUGGUGGCCCUCUACGACUACGACCCCAGGGAGAGCUCCCCCAACGUGGAUGUGGAGGCCGAGCUGACCUUCUGCACUGGGGACAUCAUCACUGUCUUCGGUGAGAUCGAUGAAGAUGGAUUUUACUAUGGGGAGCUCAAUGGACAGAAGGGGCUGGUUCCUUCCAACUUCCUCGAAGAAGUGCCUGACGAUGUGGAAGUGUUUCUCUCCGAGGCGCCCUCGCGCUACGCCCACGACACGCCCACGCGAGCCAAGGCCAAAAGGGUUCCUCCUGAGAAUACAGGUACCUCCCGGAGAGCACCUUCCCCCACAGUUCAUCUCCAUUCCGGGUCACCUCCGUCACCUGUGAUGGGCUCUGGUAGUCCCGGGAGAGGCAGGGAUAUGGCCUCGAAAAAGAAAAAGGGGCUGCUUUCCAAAGGCAAGAAACUGCUGAAAAAGCUUGGUGCAGUGAAAUGAGUCAUGUGCUCCUGGACAACUUGUAAAGCUUCCAGUCUGUGUACUUUUUUUUUUUUAAAGUCAAAACUAGGGCUUUCAUGACUAUGCAGUACUUUACCAGACCGAUGCAUUUUUAACUCUGACAUCAAUAGAGUCAUGCCAAUUGCUUAAUCAAAACAGCAAGGAAAAAAGGGAAAUGGAUUUGCUGUUGCAAAAACAUUUUUUAAAAAGUUAAAAAAAAAAAAAAAGUUAUGGGAUUAAGACCAGAAGAACAUGGUUUUAUUUGAAGUCAUCUCAACACCUGCAACUCCAUUGGAAAAAUCUCAGCCUUUAGUCUCCCUUAACCAUGAGUGGGGGGAGAAAACUCUUCAGAGAGAUCACCCCACUGGAUCCAAUCAUUAACAAAAAUGGUCUUGAAACUCCUAGUUGAAUCAGCCUUGAUGUUUUGCCUUAUUAAUGCACAAUGAUUUGUACUGUCGAAUAAAUAUGCAGCGUAUACUUUGUAUGUACUGUGUGUGCAGCGGUGUCCAUCCUCCCUCCUCCAGUGGUUCCAGAGGAACACUUACUGCCCCCAGCCCUGUCUGACGGACUCCUGGGAGUGUGGAAGUGCUGUGCUAAACCCUUCUCAGUUUUGCUGCCCCAGCACCAACCAAACCCUGGUUUGCCAUGCUCCCUCCAGGGGAACCAGGCCCUCUAAGUCCCUCAGAACCUCGCCCCGUUUCAGCCCCCCAGUUCUGGGGCUCCCUGUUCUAAGCUACUGGGGAAAAACAAUUGCACACCCAAACCCCUUUACUCCCCCAGUUCUUUUCUGUGGAGGCUCAGUCCCAGGUUAAAAGGCAUUUUCAUUCUGCUGCUGUCAGAUUGAGGCUAAAGUCCAUCUGCAGUAAGGACAAGGCGUAUUCCAGCCACAACCCCAAAGCCAGGCCAGUCAAACCCAACUGCAACAUUGGCAUCUCACAAAAACCAACCCUCCACCCUGAUGGCAGUCAUUGGCUGUUACUAUUUUGUAAUUCUUGUCCAUUUGUAAAUUGUUUUUACUGUUUAUACAUACUUUUCAGACUGCCUUUCUUUUUGUAAUUUACGGAAGGUUUAUAAAUGAAUGAUCAAAGCUUCCCCAUUGUGUCUUCAGAUAACAAUGUAAAUUACUGUAAAAUACUGUGUGCUAGAUGAUAACAUUUAAUUAAAGAAAGUAACUGGCCUACAUUUGUGGUAAAGUACUGUGUGGGUGUGUGCAUGUGUACAGUCGUUGUGUAUUAUAUUUUAUAUAAAUAAAUAAUUUGAUAUUUUGUA
This is a messenger RNA of Haemorhous mexicanus (house finch), 6395 nucleotides long. RefSeq names its product RIMS binding protein 2 (gene RIMBP2). NCBI's taxonomy places the organism in Eukaryota, Metazoa, Chordata, Aves, Passeriformes, Fringillidae. Bases 270 to 5126 code for a protein of 1618 amino acids. The transcript has 22 exons. Gene Ontology annotation, biological process: neuromuscular synaptic transmission. Gene Ontology annotation, molecular function: protein binding. The record is from RefSeq and is a predicted model, not a curated record.